AUGGUUGAUCCAGUCAUCAAAAAUGUGGCGUUUGAAGAUUUGGAGAACUCCUUCAAACAGAUUCGUGACAUGUACCGUAACCAGCAGCCAUUUGUGAUUUAUGUCGAUUCCCGCGACGGCACCCACGUUAGAAUGAAGUGUAUUUUCUUCAGUGGCAACAAAUGGAUUACAAUGGGGAAGACACUGAUCAUUGGCUAUGAUGUAUGCCACCCGGAGCCGCAGUCAAAAUACGAGCGGAGACUGAAAAUACCGCCAUCUCAGCCGAGUGUUCUUGGAAUAAGUUUCAAUGGAGCUGUUUGCGCCGAAACAUUCAUUGGCGACUACGCAUACCAAGAACCUCGGCAAGAGCGAGUGACCGGUUCCAUUCUCGAAGAGCGCAUAGGAUGGAUCUUGAACCUGUUUUGGCUGAAUCGUAACACGCUCCCGGAAACAGUGAUUAUCACCCGUGAUGGAGUAUCGGAAGGACAGUUCAGAAUG
Messenger RNA from Gongylonema pulchrum, 477 nucleotides. The record is from the annotation of a GenBank genome assembly. Lineage: Eukaryota; Metazoa; Nematoda; Chromadorea; Rhabditida; Gongylonematidae.